UCGGUAGUACGAUGCCAGAUUACAGCGACCUGGACCGACAAAUUGAGCAGCUGAAACGAUGCGAAAUUAUCAAGGAGCACGAAGUGAAGGCACUGUGCGCGAAGGCGCGCGAAAUACUGGUCGAGGAGGGCAACGUGCAGCGGGUCGACUCGCCGGUAACGGUGUGCGGUGACAUACACGGCCAGUUCUACGACCUGAAAGAACUGUUCAAGGUCGGUGGCGACGUGCCGGAGACGAACUACCUCUUCAUGGGCGACUUUGUCGACCGGGGAUACUACAGUGUGGAAACAUUCCUGCUACUGCUCGCGCUGAAGGUCCGCUACCCGGACCGCAUCACACUGAUCCGCGGCAAUCACGAAUCGCGCCAAAUCACACAGGUCUACGGGUUUUACGAUGAGUGUAUACGCAAGUACGGUUCGGUGACGGUGUGGCGAUACUGUACCGAAAUAUUUGACUAUCUGUCCCUGUCCGCCAUCAUCGAUGGGAAGAUUUUCUGCGUCCACGGUGGCCUAUCGCCUUCGAUACAGUAUUUGGAUCAGAUCCGGUCGAUCGAUCGUAAGCAGGAAGUGCCACACGAUGGCCCAAUGUGCGAUCUGCUCUGGAGCGAUCCGGAAGACACACACGGGUGGGGUGUAUCGCCGCGUGGUGCGGGGUAUCUAUUCGGAUCGGAUGUGGUGUCACAGUUUAACGCGGCCAACGAUAUCGAUAUGAUCUGCCGGGCGCAUCAGCUUGUGAUGGAGGGAUACAAGUGGCAUUUUAACGAAACCGUACUGACCGUUUGGUCUGCGCCGAAUUAUUGCUAUAGGUGUGGUAAUGUGGCAGCAAUUUUAGAACUGAACGAAAACCUGCAGCGCGAUUUUACCAUCUUUGAAGCUGCACCACAGGAAAGCCGCGGCAUACCGUCUAAAAAGCCUCAGGCCGACUAUUUCCUUUAAGUCUGAUUUUUUUGUAUUAC
This is a messenger RNA of Anopheles maculipalpis, 955 nucleotides long. It is a transcript of the gene Pp4-19C, whose product is annotated as serine/threonine-protein phosphatase 4 catalytic subunit. Gene Ontology annotation, molecular function: protein serine/threonine phosphatase activity. Gene Ontology annotation, cellular component: cytoplasm; nucleus. The record is from RefSeq and is a predicted model, not a curated record. NCBI's taxonomy places the organism in Eukaryota, Metazoa, Arthropoda, Insecta, Diptera, Culicidae. The transcript has 3 exons. Bases 12 to 935 code for a protein of 307 amino acids. Gene Ontology annotation, biological process: peptidyl-serine dephosphorylation; double-strand break repair via homologous recombination.